Messenger RNA from Daldinia childiae, 2586 nucleotides. RefSeq lists its product as uncharacterized. The coding region runs from base 1 to 2586 and encodes 861 amino acids. Lineage: Eukaryota; Fungi; Ascomycota; Sordariomycetes; Xylariales; Hypoxylaceae. The transcript has a single exon. Gene Ontology annotation, molecular function: tRNA guanylyltransferase activity; magnesium ion binding. Gene Ontology annotation, biological process: tRNA modification. The record is from RefSeq and is a predicted model, not a curated record.
AUGUCUCUCGCAAAUCGAAUGAAACAAUAUGAAACCGCAUUCGACUUGACGCUACCUAUCUCGUCUCCGAUUGUUCUGCGCCUAGAUGGCCACUGCUUCUCGCACCUCACGGCCCAGACAUACUUUCGGCGACCCUUUGACCAGCGCAUCCACGAUGCCAUGAUUGCUACUUGCUCUGACUUUCUACUAAAAUUCUUCCCCGAUGCUACUGUCGCUUACACACAGUCUGACGAAAUCACGCUGGUGAUUCCGAGAGGUGAUAAGCUCUUUACCCAGCCGGUGCAGAAGCUCGCAUCUCUGGCCGCUGGUUAUUGUAGCGUGCGAUUUAAUGCGCACCUUGCAGCUGCGUUAACCCCAGAUCUCGGAGAUCAACUUCAAGGUGGGGCCGAGCUCCUGCUUGGUACCGUAUACUUUGACGCCCGGCUCUUUACUGUGCCGAGCAUCGAGGAAGCCCUGAGCUACUUGCUUUGGCGAUGCUCUGAUUAUGCAGUAACGAGCAGCAUCAAUGCGCUUGCGGGUACCUUAUUUAGUGAUAGCCAAAUACACAAUAGGACUUGCGAAGAGCUAGUAGAGAUGAUGCGUAAAGAGAAGAACGUCAUCUACGAGGAAGUCGUACCGAGAUGGGCAGUCGAGGGAUGCCUUGUGAAGAGAGAGUUAUAUCACCAUGAGCUCCCGGAUACUCCAAUAAGUCAGACGGGGAAUACAUCGGCGACGACUACUCGCACGAGUACAGAAGAGAGGGGCAUCAAAGAGUUCACUACAGACAACCUCAAAUUAAUAACAGAAGGUUAUUGGAAUGAUCUCGGCUCUUGUUCAGUUUCUAAGAGGGUAGUUCCUAUUAUCACUGAUAACAGCUCUAUUACCACUGCAAACGCAACUAUAUUCGGUCCCAACGUAUACGUAUUCGAUCCGAAGAUGCCUGCAGCUAGUAUCCAGGAUAAAGUAACAGACAUCUUCAAGCAGAUGGAAGCCAAUGAAUUUGGUACGGAGAGGUAUGCUCUUCUUUUUAAGCCAGGGGUCUACAACAUACUAUUUGAUAUAGGUUUCUAUACGCAGGUAGCUGGGCUUGGUAGGAAUCCAGAUGAUGUGUUGAUUGAAGGCGGUGCUAACGUGCCGGCCUACUGGAUGCCGAACCGUAACGCUACGUGUAACUUUUGGCGAGCAUUCGAGAAUUUUUCUAUUAACGCCUCGGCGGCCACUAAUAACACUACGACGAUUGCAGUGUCACAAGCUGCGCCGUUACGACGCAUGCAUGUGCGAAGCUCGAACGGUCUCUGGCUAUUCCAAGUCGACCCGAGCACGGGAGCAGGAGGUUGGGCUUCCGGAGGGUUUAUGGCCGAUUCAGUAGUCGACUACCAGGUGCUUCCCGGCUCGCAACAGCAAUGGCUAUCACGCAAUAAUAAAUACGGUAGCUGGGCUAACGCCGUGUGGAAUAUGGUAUUCGUCGGCGACUCCAGUGCACCUAGCCAAGAUAACUUCCCAACUUCCCCAUAUACUACCGUGGAUCGGACUCCUAUCAUGAGAGAGAAGCCUUUCCUUUAUAUCACAGUUCAGGGUCAAUAUGAAGUUUUUGUGCCUGCAUUACAGACCAACACGAAAGGGCCUAGCUGGACAGAUGGGUCUUCAACGGCUGGCGUGUCUAUCCCUAUUGACCAAUUCUACAUUGCUCAACCCUCCACGUCCAGUGCGGCAAGUAUCAACUCGGCAUUAGAUUCUGGGAAACACGUCAUCUUCGCACCGGGCAUCUACAAACUUGACCACGCCUUGCGAGUUUCCCGAGCGAACACCAUUGUCCUUGGGCUGGGUUUACCCUCGCUUAUUCCAACAUGCGGUCAACCAGCUCUAGCCGUUGCCGAUGUGGACGGUGUGACGCUCGCGGGUCUUAUAAUUGAUGCGGGCGAGAUUAGUUCACCAACUCUCGUCGAAGUCGGACCGUCGAAUAGCUCAGCCGAUCACGGGCCAAACCCGACGUUUCUCUAUGACUUGACAAUACGAACGGUCGGUCACACCAAAAACGAGGUUGGAAUCACCAUAAAUAGCUGCAAUGUAGUCGGUGACCAGCUUUGGCUGUGGCGGGCGGAUCACGGUGACGGUGCGGCCUGGAACGUUAACCCUACGAACAACGGUGUGGUGAUUAACGGCGACAACGUAACGAUAUAUGGUUUAUUUAACGAGCAUCACAAGGAAUUUCAGACAGUCUGGAACGGAAAUAAUGGCCGACUCUACUUUUACCAGUCUGAAAUCCCUUAUGACCCCCCUAACCAGGAGUCAUGGAUGAGCAAAGACGGGAAGGCCAACGGGUUCGCCUCGUAUAAGGUCGCCGACGGUGUGACGAACCACGAAGCUUGGGGGUUGGGCAUCUACUCGUAUUUUCGGGACUCUCCUACGAAGUUGGAGAACGCUAUUGAAGUUCCGGAUACCGAGGGUGUCAAAUUGCAUCAUAUGACUAUUGUGUGGUUAAAUGGAGUGUCUGGUAGCGAGAUUACUCACAUCGUCAACGGGGUUGGUGGCCGCGUCUAUGCAAACCAGCCGGAGUCUGCGAUGCGCCAAACCCUGAAUGAAUUUUCGGGCGGCAGCAAGUCAUAA